AUGCGUACUGAGCCCGAUACUCAACUGGCGACUCUUCGUGAAGAUGUCCAGCAGUCCAUGUUGGACAUCAGAGAAUGCCAGCGCGAGGUCGCUCGACUGAUGCUCGAGGAGGACGACGCGCGCAAGGCCCGCAAUCGCCUGCAGAUUGAGGGAGACCAAGCUCGUGUUGCUCGAGAUCGGUUGCAACAAGAGCUUCAUGACCUCGCCAUUGCGAAUGAGGCAGCACGAGGCCAGAUAUGGGGACCGACGGAGCUCGCCGCCAGAAGAUUUCUUACAAGCACAGUCCCGCCCGCGCUCGCCACAGUCGAUCAGAAAUGCUGGUUCAAUGCCAUCAUCACGAUCGCAUGA
This is a messenger RNA of Recurvomyces mirabilis, 348 nucleotides long. RefSeq lists its product as uncharacterized. Lineage: Eukaryota; Fungi; Ascomycota; Dothideomycetes; Mycosphaerellales; Teratosphaeriaceae. The coding region runs from base 1 to 348 and encodes 115 amino acids. The transcript has 2 exons. The record is from RefSeq and is a predicted model, not a curated record.